CGCUGCGCGGCCCCGGCGAACAGCUUGGGCGCUGCGGCGGCAGCGGCUGCGCAGGACGGUCGGCACGGCCUCAGGGGCGCCAGCGGAGGGGCACCUGCUGCCGCCGUCGCCCGCAGCGGGCAGGGGUGCAGCGCUUUGUCCGGGACUGAGAGGGCGCGCCCGGCCCCUGCGGCGCCUGGCCCGGCCCAGCGCAAGGCCAGCGACCGGCGGCUCUCGGGGCGUCGCCUGGCUCCGGCGGCCUGGGCACCGCGGGGAGCGUGAAUGAGAGUUUGCUCCGAUUUACGAGCAGGAGACUCCAAUCGUCAUGUUAAGGUAAAGCAGAAAAGUGCAGUGCUGAACAUGCUAAAGAAGUUGGACAAAAUAAGGUUCAGAGGUCACAAGAGAGAUGAGUUCCUUGAUUUAGCAGAGUCUCCAAAUGCUUCAGACACUGAAUGUGGGGAUGAAAUCCCGGUGAAAAUACCUCGAACAUCAACUCGAGACAAUGAAGAGCUGAGAGACCCUGCUGGUCCAGGGACCAUCAUCAUGGCUGCAGGAGUCCAGGAUUUCAACAGAACAGAGUCUGACAGACUGAAUGAGAUCAAAGGUCACCUGGAAAUAGCCUUACUGGAAAAACACUUUUUACAGGAGGAGCUCAGGAAGCUGAGAGAAGAAACAAAUGCUGAAACAUUAAAGCAGGAGCUAGAAAAGGAGCGACAGAGGAGAUUAGAACUAGAACAAAAAGUCAAUGAAGUACUUAAAGCAAGGACGGAAGAGGUGAGUGCAGCUCAGCAACCUGCAAAGCCACAGGCGCAAGCCAAUGGAACAGAUAAGCGUAGUCACACAGUCAGUUCGAGAGUCCAGAAAUGGUUUUUUGACAAAUUUGGGGAGUAUGUUGAAGACUUCAGAUUUCAGCCAGAAGAGAGUACAGUGGAAACAGAAGAACCACUUAGUGCAAGAAGAUUAACUGAAAAUAUGAGAAGAUUAAAGAGAGGUGCCAAACCUGUAACUAAUUUUGUGAAGAAUCUUUCUGCCUUAUCAGACUGGUAUUCUAUCUACACUUCUGCUAUUGCCUUUAUUAUAUACAUGAAUGCUGUAUGGCAUGGCUGGGCCAUUCCCAUGUUCUUAUUUUUAGCAAUUUUGAGGUUGUCCCUAAAUUACCUCAUAGCCAGGGGUUGGAGAAUACAGUGGAGCAUUGUGCCUGAAGUUUCUGAACCCAUGGAACCUCCAAAAGAGGACCUGACGGUGUCUGAAAAGUUUCAGCUUGUUCUAGACGUGGCUCAGAAGGCACAGAACCUUUUUGGCAAGAUGGCAGACAUACUGGAAAAAAUUAAAAACUUGUUCAUGUGGGUCCAACCAGAAAUAACACAGAAGCUCUACAUUGCCCUAUGGGCAGCAUUUAUUGCAUCCUGCUUUUUACCCUACAGGAUUAUUGGGCUUGCAAUGGGACUCUAUGCUGGAAUCAAGUUUUUCCUUAUUGAUUUCAUCUUCAAACGAUGCCCCAGACUAAGAGCUAAGUAUGAUACUCCUUAUAUCAUCUGGACAAGUCUCCCAACAGAUCCUCAGCUCAAAGACAGAUCUAAUGCUACAGUGUCAAGACGGCUGUCAGGGCAUGAAAAGCUUCAAACAGCAGCAUCCAGAAGUUAUGUGGGCUCAAGUGCCCCAGCUGGAAUAAGCAAAGACGAAGACACGAGUCGUUUUCAUACCACCAAGAGGGGCAAUUUCCAUGAAAUUUUUAACCUGUCCGAGAAUGAGCGUCCUUUGGCAGUGUGUGAAAAUGGCUGGCGUUGUUGCUUGAUAAACAGAGAUAGGAAGAUGCCCACAGACUACAUCAGGAAUGGAGUUCUUUAUGUCACAGAAAAUUAUUUGUGUUUUGAAAGCUCCAAAUCCGGCUCAUCUAAAAGAAAUAAAGUUAUAAAGCUAACGGAUAUAACAGAUAUUCAAAAGUAUAAAGUGCUCUCUGUUCUCCCGGGAUCAGGGAUGGGUAUUGCUGUAUCGACGCCAUCUACACAAAAACCUUUGGUGUUUGGUGCCAUGGUACACAGAGAUGAAGCUUUUGAGACCAUAUUCAACCAAUAUGUGAAAAUAACCUCUGCAUCAUCAAGUAGUGAGAGCUAGUAUCUUAUUCUAGAAGACCUAAAGGAAACUUUCUUAUUUUAGAACUUGGUAGUGAAAGAAAAUGAACAUCCUCAUCUAUUUUGCAAUAAUUUUUCUUGUCUGGUGGUUUAUAUUCUAUCUUACAUAAAUCAAGUGUAUUUUAUAUAUGCCUUCAUGUUUGUUUUUAAGGGUUUUGUAAAAAAAAAAAUUAAAAGAAAAAAACAAUGGAAAAAAAAAACACAAAACCAAAAAACCAACAAAAACACAAAACAAACAACCCAAAACGCAACCAAAACCAAUAAAAUGAAACAAAACAGUGAAAGUGCUAUCAUCACGAUUAGCCUUGCACAUUAAGCACUUUUAAUGUUUAUUUACUGACAUUAAAAGCUGGGAAGAUACUUAAAGAACUAACAAAAUGAAAUGGAUUCAUCGCUUUAACUCCACUCAUAUCACCAAGGAUGCAUUUGACCAUUUAUCAGUGACUUUUCCCCAAGAUGUGAGACUGACUGCAGCAGCUUGAAUUCUCUUUUUUCAGCUCAGUUUCUGCUUAAGAUUCUUUAUUAAAGGAAGUAUGAUCAUCCUAGUAUUUCCAUAUAUAUAACUGCACUUAAAAUAACUCCUUUCUAAUUCUUGCAUUGCAGAAGGUUGUUUUCCCAAUUUGGUUAGGUUCAGUUUUUCCUGCAUAGAUGUUUCAAUUGCUUGUACAGUGAAUUGGAAGAGAAAGUUUGUAACUAUAUCUUCCUUUCUUAAUUAACCAAACUGAGAGGAAGGAAGGCAAGUGGAUACUUUUUAUAAAAGAGGGCACCAAAAUGUUGUUCCUAAAAUAUUAGGCAUCAUAUAUUUGUAUUUCUGAAGAUACUUGACAUAGAAGGGCUCAACUAUUGUACAUGUUACGUGUACAAGGUGUUUGUAUGUUGAUGCAUUAAAGAUUUGCAGGCUUUUUGUGUUAGGGGAGGUGGGAAUAAUGAAACUGAGACAUGACUUUC
Messenger RNA from Dryobates pubescens (Downy woodpecker), 3059 nucleotides. It is a transcript of the gene GRAMD4, whose product is annotated as GRAM domain containing 4. NCBI's taxonomy places the organism in Eukaryota, Metazoa, Chordata, Aves, Piciformes, Picidae. The transcript is spliced from 20 exons. Gene Ontology annotation, biological process: negative regulation of toll-like receptor 9 signaling pathway; apoptotic process. The coding region runs from base 262 to 2094 and encodes 610 amino acids. The record is from RefSeq and is a predicted model, not a curated record.